This is a messenger RNA of Corythoichthys intestinalis (scribbled pipefish), 4373 nucleotides long. RefSeq names its product SR-related CTD-associated factor 4a (gene scaf4a). The transcript is spliced from 19 exons. Gene Ontology annotation, biological process: negative regulation of termination of RNA polymerase II transcription, poly(A)-coupled. Gene Ontology annotation, cellular component: nucleus. Lineage: Eukaryota; Metazoa; Chordata; Actinopteri; Syngnathiformes; Syngnathidae. The record is from RefSeq and is a predicted model, not a curated record. The coding region runs from base 147 to 3032 and encodes 961 amino acids. Gene Ontology annotation, molecular function: RNA binding; RNA polymerase II C-terminal domain phosphoserine binding.
CGCAGCUAACCUGCUCUACUCCAACGCUAGGCUAGCCGCUUAGCUACGAGCGGCGGACAUGUUGUGCCAGUCCUCGCUGGGAUAAACAUCGGCGGCAGCAGGUGCUAACGGGGGCGACGACGUCGCGGGGGGGCCGCUGGACCACCAUGGACGCCGUCAACGCCUUCAACCAGGAGUUAUUCUCCUUAAUGGACUCUAAGCCGCCGAUAUCUCGCGCCAAGAUGAUCUCCAUCACCAAGUCGGCUAUUAAGGCAAUGAAACUCUACAAGCACGUGGUCCAGAUUGUGGAGAAGUUCAUUAAAAAGUGUAAGUCUGAGUACAAGGUGGCUGGCCUGUACGUGGUGGACUCCAUCGUCCGCCAGUCACGGCACCAGUUUGGUGCCGACAAGGACGUGUUUGGGCCUCGCUUCACUAAAAACAUUGUGGGCACCUUUGAGAACCUUUGCCUCUGCCCCCUGGAGGAUAGAAGUAAACUUGUGCGCGUACUGAACUUAUGGCAGAAGAACGGUGUGUUCAAGAGCAACGUCAUUCAGCCUCUUCUAGACAUGGCUGCAGGUACCGGCAGCGGCUCUGCGCCUUAUGCCGAGGACCCAGCGUCCUCUCCACCAACUCCGACCAAAGACCACGCAGAGAACUCUGCGGCGGCCCCUGUUGCGCCUUUGGAGAAGCAUGACCCCUUCACUGCAGUGGCACAGCUCUUCCAGUCCACGCAGGGUCAGCAGCUGCAGCAGAUGCUUCAGAACCUGCAACAGUCCACCCAAGCGGAACCUGCCUCUCAGCCUCCACCGUUCCCAGACACCCCAAGCGUUGCCCCCGUCUUCAGCAAUGCCCUCCCGCAUCCUCCCCAGGCUGCCCAGCAGAAGUCGGCAUUUGACAAGACGUUGUUGGAUCGUUUUGACUACGAUGACGAACCAGAAGCCGGAGACGAUGCCAAGGACGACGUCUCGCAGCCCUCUCUUAUGCAACAGCCUCCAGCCUUCCAGCAGCCUGUGAUGAACAUGACUCAGGACCUCUCGCAGCAGGGGUCUCUCCCACCUAAUGGCCAGCUCCCGGCUUACGGGUUAAUGCCAGGACAAAGCUUCCAAGGGAUGAUGCCGCCGAUGGGUCAAGCUCAACCAGGCCAGCCCUUCCCUGGUUCCGUGGGACCUCCUGGCUUCCAUGGAGUUUUCCCACCUCCUACACACUCGUCCCAGCAACAUCAGGAGCUGACUGUUGAUGCAGACCGUUCCUCCAUGAGGGAUGGCAGACAUGAUAAAAAAUCACGGUCAGAUUCAAGGUCCCCAAAAAGGAGACGAUCGCGAUCCAACUCCCGCACGCGUCGCUCUCGUCACCGGCGUUCCCGUUCCCGGGACCGACGCCACCUUUCCCCGCGCUCUCGUUCAGAGGAGCGCCGGGAGCGGGAACGCGAAAGGGAGCGGCGUCAAAAAGGCCUCCCACCGACUAAGAACGAAACACUCAGCAUCUGUAGUACGACUCUAUGGGUGGGCCAGCUGGACAAGAGGACUCAGCAGCAGGAUGUGGCAUCUUGGCUGGAGGAGUUCGGACAAAUUGAAUCCAUCAAUAUGAUCCCUCCGAGAGGAUGUGCCUACAUUGUCAUGAUCCACCGGGAGGAUGCCUUCAGGGCCCUGCAGAAGCUCAGUCGAGGCUCUUAUAAAGUCAACCAAAAAGCCAUCAAGAUAGCUUGGGCUCCAAAUAAGGGUAUCAGGGCCGAUUUGAAGCAGUUCUGGGAUGUGGAGCUGGGCGUUACCUACGUGCCCUGGUCCAAAGUCAGGGAAGAGCAACUGGAGGAGCUCAAGGAAGGAGGAAUCUUAGAUUUGGACACUUUAUCACCAGAGUGGAAGACAGUACGGAAAGCGCUGGAGAACCCAGAGGAACUCAACCACAAUGGUGGAUCUGAGUCGCAGCAGCCAGAUGAAGCCCGCGGUUUAGCUCCUCCUCCUUCUACGCAGGUUCCUCCGAUGCUCGGCAUGCCUUCGGUGCCGCCCCCUGGCUUCCCAGCUCCCAUAGGCAUCCCGCCACCUUCUUUUCCACCAGGAAUGCCCCCACCGCCAUUAUUCAGACCAGGGUUCAACCCCAUGCAGAUGCCACCAGGUUUCCCCCCACUUGGAGCCAUGCCCCUCUCCAUGCCACCUCUGCCGCCUUCCAAAGCCGAAGACAUGCCUCCGGUCAACAGGAAACACGGAGAGGAGAUCUCUGAUGCUCCCAACUUCUUCAAUAAUCAGAUGGGGGCCAUGUGUAACCAAGUGGGUGUCCCGCCAGGUGGCAGCAUUCAGACCCCGCCAGGCGGUCUGCUAGGAAACCGGCCCGGUAUGAUGCAGUUGCCGCGCCCCCCGGGCCCUCCUAUGCUGCACGCGCAACGCUUCCCGCCGCCACCCGUCCGGCCCCAUAUGGUGCCCAGGGGGCCCCCUCCGCCCAUGAUGCGCCACGACGGCCCUCCCCCCACGGGAUCUUUUCCGAUGCCUCACAGCAUGAGACCGCCUUUCCCGCCUCACGGUCCGCCCCCUCAGGGUCCGCCCCCUCACGGUCCACCCCUUCAGGGUCCGCCCCCUCAGGGUCUCCCCCCUCAAGGUCCCUCCUUGCCUCCUUUCAUCAGACCGGGCGCCCCUCGUCCGCCCAAUGACGAGGAUAGCCACCCUUUCCGUGGAGAGCGCCCAGGACUCAGGGAGUCAGAGCGAGGAUUUGGCGGCACAGCGAGGCGUCCAUUCGUUAGUGAUCGCUCAGACGCGAGGGACAGACUGGAGGAAAGUGGGUGGGAAAGAGACAGGCGGGACUGGCGAGACCGGGAGAAUGGCAGCAGGGAGGCCCGGGAGAAAGGGAAAGAAGGGGAGCGGCCUAAGAGGCGGGAGAGGGCCAGCCGGUGGGACCGCGACGACCGCUUGACGGGGCAAGAGAACACUGACAAGCUUCGGACCCCUAAUGCAUUGGCCGCAGAAACCGAAGCAUCUCAAAAGACCACUGUAUCGGCGCCUCCUCUUGCCCCGUCCCCGGAGACGCCGCCCCCUGUCGAAGCCAAACAGGGAGCUGCGUCAUAGAGGGCAUGCGCAAUUUCUCCUUCUAGCUGCAACUACACGAACUGCGACGUAUGCUUAGUGAACAAUGAUGCAUAUUUCCCCUUCCUGUACAUUGAGUGGGUGCAGCAUGGCCAUUUUACUUGUGCUUCUUUCAUCAUUUACCUAUUUAAUCAAGUUUGUAGUUUUUUUUUCCAACUUCAUCUUUUACAGCCACUCCAUCCCAAGCCACAUUUAGCAUUUUACUUUUUUAGGGGUUCAAUCAGCGAUUAUUUUAAUGAUUAAUUUAUCAAGUAAUUGUUUUCAAUUAAUCAAACUAGAUCGCCACCCUAAUCCUUCCAUCAUUGUCUGCUGGCCUUACUGUGUAAGGAUUUUUUUUUAAACUUUGAAGCAACAAAUGAGCCUAAAAGAGGGCAUACAUGCAACAUAGUUUUUUUUUUUUUUUUUUUUUUUUUGCAAUCUGCUUUUGUUUGAACCGUUUUAGUACAAUUUUGUAUGUUUGGCCCUUCUAUACUUACCCAUAAAGAGGCUUAUAAAUAUAAAAAACACAUAAAAGUGUUAAAUAGGAUUUAAAAAAUGCUUAGAGGAGAUGCAAAAGGCCAAACGUUAGACACGUUACUCCAAAUAAAUAUUACACCAUAAAUAUUUUUUUUUUUUACAGUUUGCAUUGAAUACAGUUUGUCAAAUAAUAAUGACCAUUUUUAAAACUGAAAAAUCUAUAGAUAUUUUUUAAACCUGAAAAACAUUGUCAAAAUGUCCUCUGUUGACUUUUGGGGAAAAAAAAUUAUACAUUUUUUAAAAAAUGGUCUAAAUGUCCUAAUAAAAGGACACGUGUCAACACCCAAACAGCAGGAAGGUUAAAACUGCACACGACUUUUUAAGUUAGAAAAUUAUUCAUUUUGGAUUUGUAAAGAUACUUUGCGGUCCCCCUUCACCAAAAUUCAAGAUUGGUAUUGAAUAGUUUAAAUUGGCCGAGGCAUUCCAAAUUAAAGUUCAUUUUCAAGUUAUUUCAAAGUAGUUUUAUUGCUGAUGUUUUUCCGCACACUUAUUUUUUGUUUUGCAUUGACGAACUGCAACAUCUGUAAUUCUUGCCCCAAUACUUGAAUAAGUUGACUUCCUUGAAUCCUGAAGGAAAACUGAGUCGAGCUACAGCUCAGUCUCUUCACUGUAAAUAUGCUUCUCACUGUAACUACUAUCCUAGAGAGAGAUCAUUCUAACAGUUUGUCAUUCGGGAGGACAGCGUCAGAAGGUAUUGCGACUUUUGCUUUAAACUCUUUGGUUGUGUGAACAUUUUUGUUAGCCCUACAAAAAGACAUGGAUGUAAACUUCCGCAUUGCAGCCACAAAAAUGUGUUUUUAAUAAAUA